This is a messenger RNA of Arachis duranensis, 1403 nucleotides long. Its product is annotated as protein REDOX 2. Gene Ontology annotation, cellular component: cytosol. NCBI's taxonomy places the organism in Eukaryota, Viridiplantae, Streptophyta, Magnoliopsida, Fabales, Fabaceae. The record is from RefSeq and is a predicted model, not a curated record. Gene Ontology annotation, molecular function: aldose reductase (NADPH) activity. The transcript is spliced from 4 exons. Bases 140 to 1108 code for a protein of 322 amino acids.
UAGGACAAGCAAUCAUCUUGUGCCAUGAUAACACUGCAACAACCACUUUAAAAAGAAAACAAAAGGAGAUUGUUUGACACAAUUAUUGUCAUUCACAUUUUUGUGCGUCAAAAGAAGAAAGAAGAGAGAAGAGAGAAGCAUGGGUGAAAAGAAAGUCCCAGAUGUGUUGCUGAACACAGGUCACAAAAUGCCAGUUCUGGGCAUGGGAACUUCAGUGGAGAAUCGUCCUUCAAAUGAAACCCUUGCAUCAAUCUUUGUUGAUGCCAUUGAAGCCGGGUACCGCCAUUUCGACAGCGCCGCCGUGUAUGGAACAGAGGAAGCCAUUGGCUUGGCUGUCAAGAAAGCCAUCGACAAAGGACUCAUCAAGGGCAGAGAUGACAUUUUCAUCACUUCAAAGCCAUGGAACACUCAUGCUCACCAUGAUCUUAUUCUUCCUGCUCUCAAGGCCUCACUAAAAAAGCUGGGAACAGAGUAUGUGGAUCUUUAUUUGAUACAUUGGCCAGUGAGGCUUAGACAUGACCUUGAAAACCCAGUAGUGUUUUCCAAAGAAGAUAUUCUCCCAUUUGACAUAGAAGGGACAUGGAAAGCAAUGGAAGAGUGUUACAAAUUGGGCUUAGCAAAGUCCAUUGGGAUAUGCAAUUAUGGUAUCAAGAAACUCACCAAAUUGCUUGAAAUAGCUACAAUCCCCCCUGCAGUUCAUCAGGUGGAAAUGAACCCAUCUUGGCAGCAAUGGAAAUUGAGGGAGUUUUGCAAGGAGAAAGGAAUUCAUGUUAGUGCUUGGUCAGCACUUGGAGCUUAUAACAUAUUUUGGGGUUCAGGAGCAGUCAUGGAGAAUCCAAUCCUUAAAGACAUAGCAGCUUCCAAAGGGAAGAAUGUAGCUCAGGUAGCACUUAGGUGGACAUACCAACAAGGUUCAAGUGCAAUGGUAAAGAGCUUCAACAAAGAGAGGAUGAAACAGAACAUUGACAUAUUUGAUUUUGAGCUGAGUGAGGAAGAUUUAGAGAAGAUCAAGCAUGUUCCACAGCGAAGGCAAUACACUGGGGACAUGUGGCUCUCUGAGCAUGGUUCUUACAACACAUUGGAAGAACUUUGGGAUGGUGAUGUUUGAACAAAAUCAAACAUAUAUUCUAAGAUCUUAAUUAAUUACUAAUAAACUCUUAUGAUUUGAAUUUCACUUCUUGUGUGUUGCCAUGGUUGGUUUUAUCUUUAUAUUAUAUAGUAUGUGGACAUAACUAAUCUAAGCAUUUAGUUAAGAAAUGUAUUUUGGUUGAGAACUUGAGUGGUGAAUAAGAAUGUGACAUUUGUGUAUGUGAGGUUUAAUUUCCUUUGUCAUAUUCAUUCAUAUAUGUAAUCAUGGCCACGUGGCCCUAUUGUUAUGAGCCACCAUUCAAAGGUUGUGCUAA